AUGGACCCUUUUGAGGUUCGAGUCCGCUUUACAGCGUUUCUGGGAAGUCUGAAUGCCAGUGUCACGAGUGCACAGAAGACUGCCCAGUAUGCUAUCAAGUACAGGGACAUGGAUGAGGAUUUGCACAAUUGCAUUAUUGAGCAACUGGAGCGUAGCGGAAAUUCCAUGAACAAUCGUGCCAAUAUCAUGUACUUCCUCGAGCAUCUCUGUGAAAUGGCUGCUCGAGAAAACCACUACGACUAUAUUCGCAUGAUCCAACGAGAUAUCAUGCGUAUUGUCGAUGCUGUUGCUCCAGAUGAUGGUUCAGGUGCUGCCAAUGUGAAGGUCGUCCGAAAGGUUCUCCAAGCACUGCAAGUAAAGACCUUCCUCCUUGCCCAAACAGUCACCGAGAUCGACGAAGUCCUCAAGGAACGCGAUACGGCUCCAGAUGCCAUCGGUCUCUCCUCUCCUAUUGGACCUCCUGACAACCAAACUCCGAAGAAGCCUUCGAUUUCUCAACGUCCAGACAAGAAGCAAAUCGAGCAAAGAAUUGAGGAAGAUCGUGAACGCCACAAGAGAGCUAGAGAGAACGUCUGGGCUACCCCUAAGCCAGGAACUGUUGGACCAGGAGGCAAUUUCGACGAUGAAUUCGAGAAACUGUGGGAUGAGACGAGUGAUGCUGGAGAGGAUGAUUUUGAGCUUUACAAGGAAGAGGCGGAGGAGAGACAUCGAUGUGCGAAGCAAUGGAAGGAGGAUUUCAAGAAGAUGCAUUCAAGUCAUGAAUAG
Messenger RNA from Mollisia scopiformis, 765 nucleotides. RefSeq lists its product as uncharacterized. Lineage: Eukaryota; Fungi; Ascomycota; Leotiomycetes; Helotiales; Mollisiaceae. Gene Ontology annotation, cellular component: CTDK-1 complex. The transcript is spliced from 3 exons. Gene Ontology annotation, biological process: positive regulation of DNA-templated transcription, elongation; positive regulation of transcription by RNA polymerase I. The coding region runs from base 1 to 765 and encodes 254 amino acids. The record is from RefSeq and is a predicted model, not a curated record.